AUGAACGAGCAGAACUACAGGGGCGCAGACAAUCAGAAAAAGAAUUCAGAUGGCUCGUCUGAGGAGACCAACCAGAGGCUUGCAGGCAUCCAGAAUGAGCUUGACGAAAUCGCUCUGGAACUGCAGAUGUCGUCAGUGAACAAGCAGAACUUCGAUCGAGAGGCGCAUAUGAUCAGCCAGUACGAAAAGUUCCAGGAGCUUUUCAAUGCCAAGGCAGAUGUCAAACAGAAGAAGGUGGAGAAGUUCCUCAGCCAUUAUGAGAACACAGACGGAGACAUGAACUUGGACGCCCUCUACAAUGCAGUCAUUGGGGAGAACACCUCAGGAGACCCCAUGCUGGAAACCGUCGUCACCACAGAGCAGAGAAGCAGAAGGGCGGUUGAGGAUUUCUGCGCCCGGUUGAAGAAGCUCUUUGUGGUGGGCAUUAUCGCCGUGAUGGGCCACUCCGCCCUCAAAGAAGGGGUGGUUGGGGAGGAGAUGGUGAAGAGGUGGAAGGAUCGCAUGGAGGAUGUGGAGAAGCGAAUGAAAGCAGCUGUGGAUGAAUGUACAGGGAAAUUCCCAGAUCAAGCCAAGGUGGACGUGGAGCACAUCCUUCAGGAGAACACCGGCUCGGUCAACCAAGAGUUCACCCAAACUCUUCUGGGUUCACUUGUUAAGAAAUACGACUGGGUGAACUGGUCCGUCAGGGCCUUCAACAACCGGGAGAGGAUCUUCUUUUUCAACUGGCUGGCAGGAAAGAAGUGCCAUGGAAGUGGGGGAACCAACUGGUUUGAGUUUUCAACCAGGAGCAAAAUCACAAUAGUGGUAACUUACUGUAUUGACCCCAAACCCAUCAACAAGAGUCAGAUCCAGGAGAAGAUCGAGGCCAGGAAGCUGAGGGGCAACAUGAAGUCACUAGCUCUUUCCUUGACCAACACUUUCCCCAACAGCCUGGUCCAUGCUGUCAGCCGUUACAAGGAGGUGGUCGAGUCCCACAACUUCCCUGCGGAUUGUUACUACCAAGAAAAACACAAAAAGGCUUUGCUGUGCAUCCACCCUGAAUAGACUCCCGGAGCCUCAAAAAAAACAUAUUCACACACUUU
This is a messenger RNA of Labrus mixtus (cuckoo wrasse), 1082 nucleotides long. RefSeq lists its product as uncharacterized. NCBI's taxonomy places the organism in Eukaryota, Metazoa, Chordata, Actinopteri, Labriformes, Labridae. The record is from RefSeq and is a predicted model, not a curated record. The coding region runs from base 1 to 1044 and encodes 347 amino acids. The transcript has 2 exons.